GCCUUCGCUCUCGCUCCCCGACUAAUUCUCAUAUUCUCAAUCUCAACGGCUUCGCUUUCUUUCUUGUCAGCCACCGGCAGACUCAUUUACUAUUUUUUCUUUCUUGUUGAUUCGUACUUUUUGGUACCUUCGUGGUAAAUUUUCUUGGCAGACUACAUUCAAAUCCUGUACGCUCAAUUUCGACUCUUUCUGAGGUUUCUGGAGUUGGACUAUUUCGAAGGGAAAUGGAUUUUGGUGAGAAAAUCGUGUUGGGUUUGGUUUGAGAAUGAAUUAUUGUUAUGAUAUGGACGGUGGAGUUCUAGAUUUAGAUUCUCUGCCACCAAAUAUUGUCAUCGGAUGCCGACGCCUAUUGCGAUCGGCAUUCGAUUCGUUUAGCUUCAACACCGCAUCCCAAGCUUUCUCUGAGAGUGAUUGUUCUUUCAUUCCGACUGGGUUUGAUAAUCAGCGUGGGCUUUGACCCCAAGCGUUAUUGAGUUACAUCUAACAAAAGAGAAAUCAUUGGCUUUUUUGUUUAGUCGUUGGAUUUUCAGCACGGAAUGAAUCCGGAUGCUGCAGACAAUGGACAUAGGGCAAGGAAGCCUCCCGAGUACGAGGAAGAUUUUGUAGAGAAAGAUCCUACUGGCCGCUAUAUUCGGUACAAUGAAAUCUUGGGCAAGGGUGCCUUCAAGACUGUUUAUAGGGGAUUUGAUGAAGUUAAUGGGAUAGAAGUUGCUUGGAACCGAAUUAGGAUUGAUGAUCUCCAGCAGUCGGCAGAAGAUUUAUCAAAAUUAUAUUCUGAAGUUCAUCUUUUGAAGUCUUUAAAGCAUGAAAAUAUCAUUAAGUUCUAUAAUUCCUGGAUUGAUGACAAGAAGAAAACUGUUAACAUGAUUACUGAGCUCUUCACCUCUGGAAAUUUGAGGCAAUACCGUGUGAGGCAUAGAUCUGUUGACAUGAAAGCUAUAAAGAAUUGGGCUAGACAGAUUCUUCGAGGCUUAGCAUAUCUACAUGGUCACAAGCCUCCUAUUAUUCACAGAGACUUGAAAUGUGACAACAUCUUUGUGAAUGGAAACCAAGGAGAGGUUAAAAUAGGAGACCUUGGCCUGGCAAUUAUCUUGAAGCAGUCAACAGCUCGCAGUGUCAUUGGCACUCCCGAGUUUAUGGCUCCAGAGCUAUAUGAAGAAGAGUACAAUGAACUUGUUGACAUCUAUUCUUUUGGGAUGUGCAUGUUAGAGAUGGUUAAUUUAGAGUAUCCCUAUAUUGAGUGUAAAAAUCCAGCUCAGAUCUUUAAAAAAGUUACUUCUGGCAUCAAGCCUGCUUCGCUUAGUAAAGUGAAGGACUCUCAAAUUAAGGAGUUCAUUGAAAAAUGCAUUGUUUCAGCCUCUCAGAGAUUGUCUGCAGAGGAGCUCCUCAAAGAUCCAUUUCUCCAAGUUGAGAGUCCAAGGGGACCAAUCCGGGAUCCUCUGCAUUUACCUUGUCAAAACCCAAAAGCUAUGGAUAUGUCUAAUUCUGAUCCUCUCUCUAUGGACAUAGAUGUUGAAUACAAACAGACUUUCAAGAGUAUAAACACAGAUAGUAACUCUGGAAGUCCUCGUAGUCCCGUUCUAGAAUUUCAGAGGACAUAUAAGAACAAUGAAUUUAGGUUAAAAGGGACCAAAAAUGAUGAUACCUCAAUAUCAUUGACAUUGCGUAUUGCUGAUUCAGAUGGUCAGGUGAGGAAUAUACAUUUUCUCUUUUACCUUGAUUCAGAUACUGCGCUCUCCGUUGCCUCAGAGAUGGUUGAGCAACUAGAGCUGGCAAAUCAUGAUGUUGUCUUCAUAGCUGAGCUUAUUGAUUAUUUGAUUAUGAGACUUAUGCCAGGGUGGAAGCCCUCUUCUGAUUAUUCCUCAAGUGGAGGAGUAAGUCUCAGCGGGGGUUCUCCGAUACUUAGGGAUGGACAAACUAUAACAGCAUGCCCAUGGGAUUCUAUUCCAGAUAGUGUUCCCUCUGGAUGGCGUAAUGAUCAAAAGACUUUGUAUGACAAUGUUGAUAAUGCCAAUUUUCAGACUUAUUUUUCAUCUUCUCUUGGUUUGACUAACUUGGAAGAUCAACAAUCACUGGGAACUGCAACUUCCGAGAUAGCUGUGGAAAGCACGUCUGUGCAAAGCUUAUGUCUAUCCACCUCAAAGUUGGAGCCAGGACAUACACAUUUCGAGCACAGUACCAAUGUUGAAGAGGACAUAGUGAUGAAUAAAUUCAGAGAGAACUCAAAGCCAGCAACUCCAGUGUUUAGCCCGGCGUCUAAUAUUUUGAGCUUGACAAGUAACUGUUCUCUUCUAUCCUUGGCAGAAAAAGAUACUGAUGUUGAGCUAAAGCUGGAACUUGAUGCAAUUGAGGCACAGUAUCAGCAAUGGUUUGAGGAGCUUUCUAGGAUGAAAUUGGAAGCAUUAGAAGCCACCAGGAAGAGAUGGUCUAACAAGAAAAAGUUGGCCGCUCACUGAUUCUUGAUCUUCUAGAAAGAAAUUUAUAGUUUAAAGUUGUAUUUCGUUUCAAACUUUUUAUGGUGUAUGUGUUGGAUGAGGCUCUUUUUUUUGGAAGCCUGUUCCUCACUAAGCCCAUUUCCAAUGUUUUGAAAAUCUGAAAUGCAAGUUUUUUUUUUUUUUCAAAAGCAAAAAUUGUAGCUUUUCCCAUUUCACUUCUUGUAGAAUUAUUUUCUUGUUUUGAAUGAAUUUUGUUCUUAUUUUUG
Molecule: messenger RNA, 2701 nt
Organism: Prosopis cineraria
Lineage: Eukaryota; Viridiplantae; Streptophyta; Magnoliopsida; Fabales; Fabaceae
Product: serine/threonine-protein kinase WNK8-like
Exons: 7
Coding region: 537-2456 (639 amino acids)
Biological process (GO): protein phosphorylation; intracellular signal transduction
Cellular component (GO): cytoplasm
Molecular function (GO): ATP binding; protein serine/threonine kinase activity
Source: RefSeq, a predicted model, not a curated record